AUGCCUAAAUCAAAACGUUCUAAAUUAGUCACAUUAUCACAAACUGAUAAAAAGGGUAAAGAAGCUAAAACAAAAUUAUUUGAUGAAAUAAGAUUAGCAUUAGAUAAUUAUUCAAAUGUUUGGAUAUUACAAAUGAAAGAUAUAAGAACUCCUGUUUUACAAGAUAUAAGAUCGGAUUGGUCAGAUUCAAAAUUAAUAUUGGGGAAAAGAAAAGUUAUACAAAAAUCAUUUGGUGAAACAAUUGAAGAGGAAUAUUUAUCAAAUUUAUCAAAAUUAACUAAAUUAUUAUCUAAAAAAUCAAAUAAUGAAAUUAUACCUGGUAUAUUAUUUACAAAUGAAGAUGAAGAAACUGUGAAAAAUUAUUUUAAAGAUUAUACAAAACAAGAUUAUACAAGAGUUAAAUCAAAAUCUCCAAUAACUUUUGAAAUUCCUGCUGGAAUAGUAUAUUCAAGAGGUGGACAAAUAUCAAUUGAAGAAGAUAUACCAAUGUCACAUUCCUUAGAAGAAACUUUAAGAAAUAAAUAUAAAAUUCCAACAAAGAUUAAAAGUGGGAAAAUUAUUUUAGAAGAACCUUAUUUAGUUUGUAAUGAGGGUGAUAUUUUGGAUGUUAGACAAGCUUUAAUUUUAAAACAAUUUGGUAUUGCGAGUUCUGAAUUCAAAGUUCCUUUAGUUGGUCAUUACAAUAAAGAAACUGGAGUUGUUGAUGAAAUACCAAUUGAUGAAGAAUAA
Lodderomyces jiufengensis is the source of this 729-nucleotide messenger RNA. RefSeq names its product Mrt4p (gene MRT4). Lineage: Eukaryota; Fungi; Ascomycota; Pichiomycetes; Serinales; Debaryomycetaceae. Gene Ontology annotation, cellular component: preribosome, large subunit precursor; nucleolus. The record is from RefSeq and is a predicted model, not a curated record. The coding region runs from base 1 to 729 and encodes 242 amino acids. The transcript has a single exon. Gene Ontology annotation, biological process: ribosomal large subunit assembly; nuclear-transcribed mRNA catabolic process; ribosomal large subunit biogenesis. Gene Ontology annotation, molecular function: RNA binding.